CAAGUUACUAUAUAAAACUCCAACUUUUUCUAUCUGAUCUGUAUCCAAAUUCUGCCUAUAUAAGUGUGUUUUGCUUGUAACCUGCAAGUCAAGUAACUAUCAAAGAUACCACUAAGAGGGGUGAAAAAUCUACUGAAAAUAUUUUUCACUGAGUAGGCUUAGAGUUUCUAGUUUUAAUGGAAGAAGCUCCGGAGCAUGGAAAGUUUGCGGUGAACUUCACAGAAAAAAGUGUUGUCAAGGCCGCGAAUCCCUUGCCAAAGCCACAAAGACUCACUCUAUCAAAUCUUGACCUUCUUUCUGGCCGAUUUCCUGUCACAUACUUCUAUUUCUACCAUAAUCCUGAAAAGGUUUGCUUUUCCUCCAUCAUGGAGUCCCUAAAGAGUUCCCUUGCUGAGACUCUUAGUUACUACUACCCAUUUGCCGGUCAAAUAGUACAAAAUCCAAGUACUAAUGAGCCUGAGAUUAUAUGUGACGAUAAUGGUGCUUUGGUUGUAGAAGGUCAUGCCAACAUUUCUCUGAAGAAACUAGACUUCUACAACCUUGAUCAAUUUUUGCAAGGGAAACUCGUUUCUCUCAACACUGGGUUUCCUUUACAAGUUCAAGUCACCCGUUACUCAUGUGGAGGCAUCUCAAUAACAUUCACCUUUGAUCAUGCACUCGGCGAUGCAAGUGCCUUUGGUAAAUUCUUGGUUUCAUGGUCAGAAAUCGCUCAAAGAAAGCCAAUAUCUUGCACGCCAGAUCACAGGAGAAACCUUCUAGCACGCUGUCCUCCAACUUAUCAUCCUUCUUUGGAUCAAACUUUCGUAAAGUGCACCAUAGAAGAAAUAAUAAACAUCCCCACAACCCGGAUCUUGCUCAAGCGCCUAUAUCAUAUUGAUGUCUCCAGCAUCAAUAGGCUGCAACAACUUGCUUGUGCCAGCGGUAAUAAGAGAACUAAAAUUGAGGCCUUCUCAGCCUAUGUAUGGAAGAUAAUGGUUACAGCCAUUGAUGAAAGGCAUCAAAAGUGCAAGAUGGGAUGGUUAGUCGAUGGACGUGGUAGAGUUCAUGGAGCCGAGGAUUUAAUGUCAAAUUACAUAGGGAAUGUAUUAUCCGUUGCUGUUGCAGAAGCAACUAUUGCAGAACUGAAGCAAGGGUCUAUAUCAGAUGUUGCUAGCAAUGUUCAUGAUUCCAUAUCAAAGGUGACUAAUGAGGCACAUUUCUUGGAUUUGAUAGAUUGGAUCGAGUGUCACAGACCUGGUCUGAUGCUAUCUAGCAUUGUAUUAGGCCGAGGAGGUCCAGCCCUUGUUUUGUCAUCAGGGAGGAGGUUUCCAGUUGCUGAAUUGGACUUCGGAUUCGGUGGUCCAGUGUUGGGCACGGUUUGUACAACGGUAGAAAAAAUUGGAGUUGGCUACAUGAACCAAAGGCCUAGCGCCAGAAACGACGGCUCAUGGACUGUUUCAGCUAUCCUGUGGCCAGAACUAGCUGCUGCCUUGGAGUCGGACUCGAUUUUUCUACCUAUGUCAGCGAGCCUUCUUCGACUAUGAUGUUAUUCUAUGCAUCUCUAGGCGCCUGUUGGCUUACUCUAUGCAUGGAAAAUCUUAUUUCAAUUAUUGAGAAAAUGGGCUAAAACAGAAGGGCAUGGGCCCACUUAAUUAUAUAAUAUCACUGUGAAUAAAAAAAGCAUCAGGAAGCAAGCAUUGAAUCCCUCUCGUAUAUAAUUGGUGCUUUUCAGGCAGGAUAAAAUAAGUGGGCUUAUGUGUGAACCACUACAUGGACCAAGUUGCCUUCCCAAACCCGAAUAUCAAAGCAAGAAUACAAUAUAUCUUGAAGAGUUUCA
This is a messenger RNA of Populus euphratica (Euphrates poplar), 1816 nucleotides long. Its product is annotated as HXXXD-type acyl-transferase family protein. Bases 177 to 1523 code for a protein of 448 amino acids. NCBI's taxonomy places the organism in Eukaryota, Viridiplantae, Streptophyta, Magnoliopsida, Malpighiales, Salicaceae. The transcript has 2 exons. Gene Ontology annotation, molecular function: acyltransferase activity, transferring groups other than amino-acyl groups. The record is from RefSeq and is a predicted model, not a curated record.